GUGUGUAUGUUGGGCAAACUAGACCUUUGGAAUCAAAAUAUGGAGGCAUCAAAAGAUUGAUUCCUUAUGACCAUAUUUGGGCAUAAAUGCAGACCAUUUCUAACUUACCAAACACUUAAAAAUAAGAGAGUGUUUCAAGAAGGAGCAUGCCUGAUCUUGAACAGAAAUGCUGGAAGUAUCUCCUAAGCAAAAUAAUAUUGCUCCUAUCACAACAAUUUGAAUUCUAUAGGUAGUGAAAGGAAAUCAAGGAAUUGAUUCACUUUAAACAGAUAAUCAUAAUAUUGAUUCCCCGUCAGCUGGCUAAUCAUUAUUUUGAUUCACAGACAACACGAGCAAGCGGGCGACGCUGCGCGCUGCGUUUCUGGCUCCAGACUGGGCGGCUGCUGGUCCAGCAUGUCCACCCUGCUUCGUGUCACCUCCGCCGGCUGCGGCGUCCUGGCCGUGGGCGUGCUGGCAGCGCGCAAGUCGCGCCGCCGGCCGCCGCCGGCCCCUGCCACUGACGUCCAGCGCCGGUUCCACGGCCCGUUGCCCACCCGCGCCGAGCAGCUGGAGCGCCUGCGCAGCGAGCAGUUUGACGUGCUGGUGGUGGGCGGCGGCGCGACCGGCGCCGGCUGUGCCCUGGAUGCCGCCAGUCGCGGCCUCAGCACCGCCAUGAUCGAGAUGGACGACUUCGGCUCGGGCACGUCCAGCAGAAGCACCAAGCUGCUGCACGGAGGUGUGCGCUACCUACAGAAGGCCAUCAUGAACCUGGACCUGGAGCAGUAUAGGAUGGUGCGGGAGGCGCUCAACGAGCGUGCCAACCUGCUGGAGAUCGCGCCGCAUCUGUCCUACCCGCUGCCGAUCAUGCUGCCCGUCUACAAGUGGUGGCAGCUGCCAUACUUUUACGCCGGAAUCAAAAUGUACGAUAUCGUGGCCGGCUCCAAAUGUCUCAAGUCGUCCUACAUUCUCAGCAAGCGCAGUGCGCUGGAGCUGUUCCCGAUGCUGAAGACGGAUGCCCUAGUGGGAGCGAUCGUGUACUAUGACGGACAGCACAACGACGCCAGAAUGAACACCGCCAUCGCCAUCACCGCCGUGCGGCUUGGAGCGAGUGUCGCCAACCACUGUCGCGCGGUGGAGCUGCUGAAGGAACCCGGGGAGAAGGGAGGGGAGCCGCGAGUGUGCGGCGCCAUCUGCGAGGAUGUACUGACCGGGGAGCGGUUCUCGGUCCGAGCGCGGUGUGUCAUCAACGCCACGGGACCGUUCACUGAUUCCCUGCGCCAGAUGGAUGACCCCAAGUUGAAGGAGAUCUGUGCGCCGUCGGCAGGCGUGCAUGUGGUCCUUCCCGGAUAUUACAGUCCCGACUCGAUGGGUCUGCUUGACCCGUCGACCUCCGACGGCAGGGUCAUCUUCUUCCUGCCUUGGAUGAAGCACACCAUCGCCGGCACCACCGACUCGCCGUGCGAGGUGACGCCCAACCCGACGCCCAGCGAGGAGGACAUCGCCUUCAUCCUCGGCGAGGUACGCAACUACCUGAGCCCCGAGAUCGAGGUACGUCGUGGCGACGUGCUGUCUGCGUGGAGCGGCAUUCGACCGCUGGUCUCGGACCCCAACCAGCCCGACACGCAGAGUAUCGCGCGAAACCACAUCGUUCACGUGUCGCCCUCAGGUCUGGUCACCAUCGCCGGCGGCAAGUGGACUACGUACCGCUCCAUGGCUGAGGAGACCAUCGACACCGCAGUCCGCGCCACCGGCCUGAAGCCCAGCUCUGGCUGUCGCACCCAGGGCCUCCUCUUGGAGGGCGCUCACGACUGGACGCCCAACAUGUACAUCCGACUUGUCCAGGACAUGGGCUUCGACCCGGAGGUGGCCAAACACUUGGCGGAUACCUACGGAGACCGUGCCUUCGCCGUGGCGAAACUGGCGGCGCUAACUGGAAAGGCGUUCCCGACGGUGGGUAAGCGACUUGAGGAGGAGUUCCCUUACCUGGAAGCGGAGGUGCGCUACGCUGUGAAGGAGUACGCCGCCACCGCAGUGGACGUGAUCGGACGUCGCCUGCGGCUGGCGUUCCUCAACAAUGUCGUCGCAGAGCAGGUGCUACCUCGCGUAGUUGAAAUUAUGUCCGAGGAGCUCGGCUGGAACGCUGCGGAGAAACAGCGUCAACACGAGCAAGCGUUGACGUUCCUGCGUACAGAGAUGGGUCAGAUGGUGAACCAGGAGUCGCGCCUGCAGGUGCCCAUUAGCCUGACCGUUCGAGAAGUACAGGCGUACACCCGCCGCUUCCAGGAGCUCGACCGCGAGAAGAAGGGCUUCAUCACCGUGAACGACUUGCGCCAGGAGUUGGAGGACAUGCCCGGAGCUCACAUUCACAACAUGCUCUCCGAGGCGGACCCGGCGCACCACGGCUGCGUCGACCUGGCUACCUACAUGCAGAUUAUGGCGGGGCUGAAGAGAGGCACUCCUCGUGGCACCCGCGCACGUCAGAAGGAUGCCGGGAGCGACAACGUUCGGAUCCCCGUGGAAAGAAGCGGUGGUGGCGUGUGACCAAGAUGCCAGUGAGACCAAGUCUGCAGAGCUGACACUUUGCGAUGAGUGAAUGACGCGGGUGGAAAUUGAGUAACUGAAAAGAUGCCGGAUAUGAUAAGUAACUAGAUCUGUUGAAAUGCAAAUUAUUAAUAUGCUUCAGUGAAGCAAUCAUUGAGGCUUAAAGCAAUCGUGCAAUUGAAGUUCUUUGCGGGAAUGAAAUACUUCAUAUAAAAUAACAAUUGUGAUAUUUUACUUUUUAUUGCAGUGAAUGAAACUAAAAAUAUUUGUAUUCGCGUGGGCACAUAAAAAGCAGGAAUAGUGGAAGCAUGUCGGACAAGCUACUUGUGUUACAAAUGGAAAGGGUAACUGAAUUGCGCGGUUGAUGUAUGGUUGACUAGUGUUUACAUGUUCCCGAAAUGACAUUAGCAAUGCUUGGUGGUAAUGCUGCUAAGUGCACUGAUCCAACACGUUUCUGCAACGACCUGUGGUGAUAUAGGAUCACCCUCUGCCAGAGUUGGAUGUAGAAAGCAAAUCAAAACUACUAGUUACUGACGAAGUGGUGCGGGGCCCCGGGGGUCGUGGUAGUCCCCCGUUCACCUUCACUUACCGACUGCGGAGGUCACACUCGAGGGCCACGGCCCACUGACUAUCUGGGCCGUGUUGACCACUGUAACACCGCCGUUCAGCGCUGCGCGUCACUGAUACGCCUCAACGAACACCGUGCUCUGGCGACUGGCGACUUCAACCAUGCGCGACCAUGCGAGCUACAUCAACCAUGUCACCGAAACACUGGCGGGCGUACCGCCAACUGUGACAAAGACAUAAUUCGGCACUAAACAUUUGUGUGCGUGUGCGUAAGUGGUUACUUUCGCCCAAGAGGAAGCUAAGUAAGCGUUUUGUUGUUGCUGCAUGCUUACCUGUCUUCCAUUCUGUCGAAGGAGCGCGGUGAUGGCUGAUGCUGAGUGGUCCCAUGGAUCAUGUAGGUAGUCUUGAAGACACUAGGAAAUUGGUCAAGAAAACAGUGGCUGGGAUACUAGUGUCAUGAUUGGUUUUGUUUACCUUACUACCCGUGCUCUUGCUGUUGUGAGAUAGCGUGUUUGUGAGUUGUGAUUGGUUGCUCACAAAACUUAAGUUCUUCACAUGAGAGAGCGGGUUUGUUCUUGUUUCUGUUCCUUACCUAGUAAUUUGCUUUUUGUGUUACGGUUUUUAUUGGGUUUCGAUAAAUCUAAUAGUUUUAUCGGAAACAGUUUGUGACGUUUCUCCAUGUCAUGGAUCCGGUGCUGCCCUCGGCUUUUCAUGUCAAAUUGUGCUGCUUAGUGUUCACACGCUUGGUAGUUGUAAGCGCGCCGAGGGCUGUUGUGGCGUUUUCCAGAUGGAUUUUAUGUGACGGUACUGGUAUGAAGGACUAGUCAGUCUUAUCUAAUUUAUAAAAUGCGUCGUUCUGAUCGUAUUCAAAAAACAACGAAGUUACGGGAAAUGUGCGUUUUUCAGUAUUACGUUUACUAAGAAUUGGAUGAAUGCGUUCUACUGUAAUUUUGUAGUGAUAUGCACUUGCCGUUUGCCGAUAUUAUCUUCAAGACAUCUGUUGUCAAAAACCUAAGUUUGUCCCACGUUUGAACUGAGAAGUGUGGCUAGGUAUGCAGAAGAAAAGAAUGAUAGCCCUGUUUGAGCGCAUCUAUUAGACCCUUUCGUAAUGCCGACCCCCAUCGCGAAUGCUGCAUCUCGCGCGGUGUUGCUGCAAAUACACUGCAUUUACGUGACAAAA
Amphibalanus amphitrite is the source of this 4267-nucleotide messenger RNA. Its product is annotated as glycerol-3-phosphate dehydrogenase, mitochondrial-like. The coding region runs from base 394 to 2520 and encodes 708 amino acids. Gene Ontology annotation, cellular component: glycerol-3-phosphate dehydrogenase (FAD) complex; mitochondrion. Gene Ontology annotation, molecular function: calcium ion binding; glycerol-3-phosphate dehydrogenase (quinone) activity. The transcript has 2 exons. NCBI's taxonomy places the organism in Eukaryota, Metazoa, Arthropoda, Thecostraca, Balanomorpha, Balanidae. Gene Ontology annotation, biological process: glycerol-3-phosphate metabolic process. The record is from RefSeq and is a predicted model, not a curated record.